UCCUGUCCCCCCCGUGCCCGCAGUCUUUGUCCCCGGGGCCCUGGAGCCGCUUGGCCGAUUUGAAGCCCCUAUUCCCUCUCCACCUUACCUUGGGUUGAGCAUGAUCUGCUGCCAUGCGUCAUGCCUUCAGGCCAAAGAAUAUAAUGGACCAAGAAUCUGGGAGGAGCAGGAAGGAGGAAGGUAACUGUAUGCCUCCAAGGAAGCUGCUUAAAUUAAUUUCAUUCUUUCUGCCAUGAACAUGUAUGCCCCUGUCUUUGCUAAAAUAGAAUUGGAAAUACCUUGAAUCAAACUCUCUCCCUGAAUGUGGAGGUGCUGCGAGGGGAUAUUCCCCCAAAAACUGAUUGUGUGCCCAAGAGACGUACAAGGGAAGUUGAUUAUCAGCAUUUAAAAGAUGGUCACUCCGCUUCACGAUUUCAAUCUUUCUUCUUUGGAGAGUGGAAGAGUCUGUGAAAAUGGAACAGCAUGGAUUUGGCAUCUCUUGGAAGAAUGUGUAGAUAAUGCCUGGGAAUACUGGAGUGUGAUCUUAGGGCUGAUUUCUAUCAUCUGUUUUUUGUUUGCUGCACUACCACAACUUUAUGUUGCAUACAGAAAUGGAAAAGUGGACGAAGCUCUUUCUCUUAGCUUUUUGCUGUGCUGGAUAGCUGGGGACCUUACAAAUUUCAUUGGCUGCUAUUUGACCAAUCAGCUACCAAUUCAGAUUUUUACUGCCAUUUUUUAUGUCAACAUGGAUGUCAUUAUGAUCUCGCAGUUUGGCUACUACAAGUUAAAGAACCGGAAGAUGAAAAAUUGGAGUGGAAGCCUGAAGACUUGCUGUGUUGUCUGGAUCGUAGGUUGUAUGCUAUUGUCAGUGAUAAUACCAAGUCAGUUUCUGCUGACAAACCAGAAGCAAAGUCCAGCGUUAGAAGCCAAUAAGGAUCCUCAUGGUAUCAUCAAAAUGUCUGGCUUUAUUUGUGGCUAUAUAUCUUGCAUAUUUUAUUUGGGAUCUCGGUUUCCCCAACUGUAUAAGAAUUUCCGAAGACGAUCAACAGAAGGCACAUCAUAUCUGUUGUUUGCAUUAGCCAUGUUAGGGAAUUGUACUUAUGGGCUUGGCCUAGUUUUAAAGUUGCCCUCAUCUGACUCUCAGAGGACCAUCUUCUUUUUUCAUCACCUUCCCUGGUUUAUUGGAAGUUUUGGAGUUCUGUUUCUUGAUUUUUUUAUGACUGCUCAGUUCAUUUUAUACCGCAAACAGAACCCAAGACGAUCCAGUUUGGUGAUACUGGAAGUAGAGCCUUUAUUGAUCAAUCAGGAGGAAUCCUAAAGCAGCUAGCCGAUGGAGCGGUAAUUCUGCAGAUGCAAUAUACCGAGAAAAUAGAUAUUUGAAGACUCAUUUUUUGUUUUUUUUUCUAUUUUUUGUAUUUAAAGGAUAGAAGAUUAAAGUCCCUCUGACCAUUCAAAGAACUUGUCCAUUCUGCAACUUUUUUUCUAUGCAAAUCCUUAUGUUAUGCAGAAAAAUGAAAGACUUGUUAUUUUUUUUUCCACACACGCACACCCCACUCCCCUCACCCCCAGUAAGGUUUAAUGAAUAUCAAAUUACCACAGUAUAGCAACACCAAGGCUGGAGAGAAGAGAUAGAGGAAGGGAUUUUGUGGUUUCUUUUAAGAAAGUCAUCACUCAACCACUGUUCUGAGCACCUCCUCUGGCAGGCACAACUCCAGUCUCAUGGAUCAGCCUUGAGAAACUUCGCUCUGACAUUACAUCUCCCUUCCUUCCUCUUCCCCCCUUUCUCUCCUCUCUUCCACAUUUAGAAAUUGAUCUGAUGGUUGGGGACUUUUUUUUUAUAUUUUGGAAAAAAAGCUAUGCUUUUCCUAUAAAAAAUUGCACAAUUGUCUGUCAUUUCUGUUCCAUUUGUGUACUCUUGGAAUUACUUUCUUACUGUUUAACUGUAUCAGCUACCACCAGAAUUACUAUCUGUGUAAUUAUUUAAUUGUAACUAAUGUUAUCAUGUAUAGAACAACAGAGAAACAUUCCAAUAUGCACUAGAUGAUCUCACUGUCAUUUAAAGAUGCUGGUUUUUAAAAUAUUUACAUUAAGUUGAAUGUGCAAUGUAGGGCUUUGAAAGUCUAGUAGUAUGGAAUUGUAAAUUCUUCCUACUUCUAAAUCAGAUUGUCUUCCAUAAACUGAAAAUGGUUUUUCAGUAUUUUCAGUUCGAUUUUUCGGUGAUGUAAAACUCAUGUUCCAGCACUCUACUAAGGUUCCAACAUUAUAAUUCAGUUACAGUGGAUCCACAAGGUUUUUUCUUCACCUUAUAAUUAUUCCUUUGCUAUUCAGAUUUUUCUUAAUUUAAGGAAUUGAAAAAAAUCUGUUAUGCUAUGAAAGAAGAAUAUUCUGUAGGUGUUAGUUUAUUAUAAAAGGGAAAAGGAGGAAAAUAGAUCAUUUGUAUCCCAAAUUAAAUUUUAAAUGAAAGUGAUGUUUUUGCCAUGAUUCCAUACUGGUGAAUUCUGACCCCAAAUAUCUAACUAUCUCUUAGCUUUUGCUCAAGGUGAAUCAGGUUCAGUUGGGACUAUCUGAUUGGACUGAAAAUGAAACUGAUGAGACUGCCUGAAUGACCAUUAAGCAAUAACAGGUAUAGGCUCAGGUUAUCAUCGUUUAUUUGAAAUCAUAUUUGCCUGAUAAAUGAGUUAUUUUCAAAAUUGCUGGAGAAUAAGGUGACAUUUAAAUAUCAUUCACAACUUCUUUGUAGAAAAUACACUCUUCUCCAGUGAUUUGGCACAUUGGUAUUUGUCACUUAAGCCUGUAAAGGAAUAAAAAAAAGCGCAUUCCAAAUAGUA
Messenger RNA from Ornithorhynchus anatinus (platypus), 2807 nucleotides. RefSeq names its product solute carrier family 66 member 1 like (gene SLC66A1L). The record is from RefSeq and is a predicted model, not a curated record. NCBI's taxonomy places the organism in Eukaryota, Metazoa, Chordata, Mammalia, Monotremata, Ornithorhynchidae. The transcript is spliced from 10 exons. The coding region runs from base 392 to 1297 and encodes 301 amino acids.